GGCCGGGCUGCUUCUCCGGCCCCGCUGCGGGGAGGCGGCCGGGCUCCGGCUAACGGGGCAGCGGCGCCCAUAAUAAUCCCUCAUUAUAGCGGAGCGGCUGCCGGGACAGUCCCUGCGCCUCGGACCGGCUCCCUGCGGCCCCACCGGACGCUGCUGCGGUGGAUGCUGGGCUGGGCUCGGCCCGGGGCAGGUGCCGGAGGGCGCGGGGGGUAGAUGGCGAGUGAAAAGCCGGUGUCAGGGCCGGACCCGCAGCCCGCGGGGCUUAUCCCUGUCGGGGCCGGAGGAGGCGGCGGCGGCGGGAGCAGCGCCGCGGUGAUGGGGGAGCUGCGAGCGUCGGGCUCCGGGGCCGUGGUGCUCCCCGCGGGGAUGAUUAACCCGUCGGUGCCGAUCCGCAACAUCCGCAUGAAAUUCGCCGUCCUCAUCGGACUCAUCCAGGUCGGGGAGGUUAGCAACCGGGACAUCGUGGAGACCGUGCUCAACCUGCUGGUUGGUGGAGAGUUUGAUCUAGAGAUGAACUUUAUAAUCCAGGACGCAGAGAGCAUAACGUGUAUGUCAGAGCUUUUAGAACACUGUGAUGUAACAUGCCAAGCAGAAAUCUGGAGUAUGUUCACAGCCAUUCUACGGAAGAGUGUCCGUAAUUUACAGACUAGCACGGAAGUUGGCUUAAUUGAACAGGUACUGCUGAAGAUGAGUACGGUGGAUGACAUGAUUGCAGAUCUUCUAGUUGAUAUGUUGGGGGUUCUUGCCAGCUACAGCAUCACUGUCAAGGAGUUGAAGCUUUUGUUCAGCAUGCUUCGAGGCGAAAAUGGAAUCUGGCCGAGACAUGCAGUUAAACUAUUGUCAGUCCUUAAUCAGAUGCCACAGAGACAUGGUCCUGAUACCUUUUUCAACUUCCCGGGCUGUAGUGCUGCAGCAAUUGCGUUACCUCCUAUUGCUAAGUGGCCUUACCAAAAUGGGUUUACUCUUAACACCUGGUUUCGUAUGGAUCCAUUAAACAAUAUUAAUGUAGAUAAAGAUAAGCCCUAUCUCUAUUGUUUUCGCACUAGCAAAGGAGUUGGCUACUCUGCUCAUUUCGUUGGCAACUGCUUAAUAGUUACAUCAUUGAAAUCAAAAGGAAAAGGUUUUCAGCAUUGUGUGAAGUAUGAUUUUCAGCCACGCAAGUGGUACAUGAUCAGCAUUGUGCACAUCUACAAUCGUUGGAGAAACAGUGAAAUUCGGUGUUACGUUAAUGGUCAACUGGUAUCCUAUGGUGAUAUGGCUUGGCAUGUUAACACAAACGAUAGCUAUGAUAAAUGUUUUCUUGGCUCUUCGGAGACAGCUGACGCAAAUAGAGUGUUUUGUGGUCAACUUGGAGCAGUAUAUGUGUUCACUGAAGCACUUAAUCCGGCACAGAUAUUUGCAAUACAUCAGUUAGGACCAGGAUAUAAGAGUACUUUCAAAUUUAAAUCUGAGAGUGAUAUUCAUCUGGCUGAGCACCACAAACAAGUUCUAUAUGAUGGGAAACUUGCAAGUAGUAUUGCUUUUACUUACAAUGCUAAGGCUACUGAUGCUCAACUAUGCCUUGAAUCCUCACCAAAGGAAAACCCUUCAAUUUUCGUACACUCUCCACAUGCUCUUAUGCUUCAGGAUGUGAAAGCUAUAGUAACCCACUCAAUUCACAGUGCAAUUCAUUCAAUUGGAGGGAUUCAGGUUCUUUUUCCUCUCUUUGCCCAGUUAGACAAUCGACAACUAAAUGACAGUCAAAUGGAAACAACUGUCUGUGCCACCCUUUUGGCUUUCCUGGUCGAACUUCUUAAGAGUUCAGUAGCCAUGCAAGAACAAAUGCUGGGUGGAAAAGGCUUUUUAGUCAUUGGCUACCUCCUUGAAAAGUCAUCUAGAGUUCAUAUAACCAGGGCAGUUCUGGAGCAAUUUUUGUCUUUUGCAAAAUAUCUGGAUGGAUUGUCACAUGGCGCACCUUUACUGAAGCAAUUGUGUGAUCACAUCCUUUUUAAUCCUGCUAUUUGGAUACAUACCCCUGCAAAGGUGCAGCUUUCACUGUAUACCUAUCUGUCUGCUGAAUUUAUUGGCACUGCUACUAUCUACACCACCAUACGCAGAGUAGGAACAGUAUUACAGCUAAUGCACACACUGAAAUACUACUACUGGGUAGUUAAUCCUGCUGAUAGCAGUGGCAUUACUCCUAAAGGACUAGAAGGUCCUCGGCCAUCACAGAAAGAAAUCAUAUCAUUACGAGCAUUUAUGCUUCUGUUUUUGAAACAGCUUAUAUUGAAGGAUAGAGGAGUCAAGGAAGAUGAGCUGCAGAGUAUAUUAAAUUACUUAUUAACAAUGCAUGAGGAUGAAAAUAUUCAUGAUGUGCUGCAGUUGCUAGUGGCUCUAAUGUCAGAACAUCCAGCAUCUAUGAUACCUGCGUUUGAUCAAAGAAAUGGGAUACGAGUCAUUUAUAAAUUACUGGCUUCCAAAAGUGAAAGUAUCUGGGUGCAGGCUCUGAAGGUACUGGGAUAUUUUCUCAAACACCUGGGUCACAAACGAAAGGUUGAAAUCAUGCAUACCCAUAGUCUUUUCACUCUUCUUGGAGAGAGGUUGAUGCUGCAUACAAAUACUGUGACCGUUACAACAUAUAACACACUUUAUGAGAUUUUGACAGAACAAGUAUGUACUCAAGUUGUUCAUAAACCACAUCCAGAGCCAGAUUCUACAGUGAAAAUUCAGAAUCCAAUGAUUCUUAAAGUGGUGGCAACAUUGUUAAAAAAUUCCACACCAAGUGCAGAGCUGAUGGAAGUUCGGCGUUUGUUUUUAUCUGAUAUGAUAAAACUUUUCAGUAAUAGUCGUGAAAACAGAAGAUGUUUACUUCAGUGUUCGGUGUGGCAGGACUGGAUGUUUUCUCUGGGAUAUAUUAACCCUAAGAAUUCUGAAGAACAGAAAAUCACAGAGAUGGUCUACAACAUCUUCCGUAUUCUCUUGUAUCAUGCAAUAAAAUAUGAAUGGGGAGGCUGGAGGGUCUGGGUGGAUACUCUUUCUAUAGCACAUUCCAAGGUCACCUAUGAAGCUCACAAGGAGUAUUUAGCAAAAAUGUAUGAAGAAUAUCAAAGGCAAGAGGAAGAGAACAUAAAAAAAGGGAAAAAGGGGAAUGUGAGCACUAUCUCGGGCCUUUCAUCUCAGACGACAGGAGCAAAAGGUGGACUGGAAAUUCGAGAGAUAGAAGACCUUUCACAAAGCCAAAGCCCAGAAAGUGAAAGAGAUUACCCUGUCAGCACAGAUACCAGGGAUUUGCUCAUGGCUACAAAGGUGUCAGAUGAAGUGCUUGGAAGUUCAGAUAGACCAGGAGGGGGUGUACAUGUUGAGGUUCAUGAUCUAUUAGUUGAUAUAAAAGCUGAAAAGGUAGAAGCCACAGAAGUAAAGCUUGAUGAUAUGGAUUUAUCACCAGAGACUCUGGUAACUGGAGAGAAUGGUGCCCUCGUGGAAGUUGAAUCCCUUUUAGAUAACGUAUAUUGUGCUGCUGUUGAGAAACUCCAAAACAACGUCCAUGGUAAUGUUGAUAUCAUUAAGAAAAGCGAAGAGAAGGAUAAUGGGCCUUUGAUAACACUGGCUGAUGAGAAAGAUGAACCUUCUACUAACAAUACCUCAUUUCUUUUUGAUAAAAUACCCAGCCAAGAAGAGAAACUUCUCCCUGAACUUUCCAGUAAUCACAUUACUAUUCCAAAUGUACAAGAGACUCAAAUGCAUCUUGGUGUGAAUGAUGAUCUUGGAUUGCUUGCUCACAUGACUGGUAGUGUAGAUAUAACAUGUACUUCAAGUAUAAUAGAGGAUAAGGAGUUCAAGAUUCAUACAACUUCAGAUGGAAUGAGCAACCUUUCUGAAAGAGCAUUGGGUUCAUCAUCCAAAGGAUUAGAAUAUGCUGAAAUGACAGCUACAACCCUGGAGACAGAGUCUUCUGGUAGCAAAAGUCUACCUAAUGUUGAUGCAGGAAGUAUAAUAUCAGAUACUGAAAGAUCUGAUGAUGGUAAAGAAGCAGGGAAGGAGAUAAGGAAGAUCCAGACAACUACUACAACCCAAGCUGUGCAAGGUCGGUCUGUUACCCAGCAAGACAGAGACUUGAGAGUUGACUUGGGAUUUCGAGGAAUGCCAAUGACAGAAGAACAACGACGCCAGUUUAGUCCAGGUCCACGCACAACUAUGUUUCGUAUUCCAGAGUUUAAAUGGUCUCCAAUGCAUCAGAGGCUGCUGACAGAUUUGCUGUUUGCAUUAGAAACAGACGUACAUGUUUGGAGAAGUCAUUCUACAAAAUCUGUAAUGGACUUUGUCAAUAGCAAUGAAAACAUUAUUUUUGUACACAACACGAUUCACCUCAUUUCCCAGAUGGUAGACAAUAUUAUCAUUGCUUGUGGAGGGAUUUUGCCAUUGUUAUCUGCAGCCACAUCUCCAACUGGUUCUAAGACUGAAUUGGAAAAUAUUGAAGUGACACAAGGAAUGUCAGCAGAGACAGCAGUGACUUUCCUGAGCCGUCUGAUGGCCAUGGUUGAUGUACUUGUAUUUGCCAGUUCUCUAAACUUCAGUGAGAUUGAAGCUGAAAAAAACAUGUCUUCUGGAGGCUUAAUGCGACAGUGCCUAAGGCUGGUUUGUUGUGUUGCUGUGAGAAACUGUUUAGAGUGUCGACAAAGACAAAGAGAGAGGGUGAACAAAUCUUCACUAAUCAGCAGUAAAACUCAGGAGACUCUUCAGGGUGUGACUGCAACAGCAAUGACCAAGUCACCAUUGGAAAAUGUUCCUGGUAACCUUUCCCCAAUAAAGGAUCCUGAUAGACUUCUUCAGGAUGUUGACAUUAAUCGUCUGCGAGCAGUUGUUUUUCGUGAUGUGGAUGAUAGCAAACAGGCUCAAUUUUUGGCUUUGGCAGUAGUUUACUUUAUUUCUGUGCUGAUGGUCUCCAAGUACCGUGAUAUACUAGAACCUCAACGGGAGACUGCAAGAUGUGGGAGCCAGGCAGGUAGAAAUAUCAGACAAGAAAUAAAUUCACCAACAAGUACAGUUGUGGUCAUACCAUCUAUCCCUCACCCAAGUUUGAACCAUGGAUUCCUUGCCAAGUUAAUUCCUGAGCAGAGCUUUGCCCACUCAUUUUACAAAGAGACUCCUGCUGUAUUUCCAGAGAAUAUCAAGGAAAAAGAAACACCAACACCAGUUGAAGAUAUUCAGCUGGAAAGCUCCAUUCCUCAUACAGAUUCUGGUAUUGGAGAGGAGCAGAUGCCCAGCAUCUUAAAUGGGACAGAUUUAGAGACAAGCACAGGCCCUGAUGCUAUGAGUGAAUUAUUGUCUACUUUGUCUUCUGAGGUAAAGAAAUCUCAGGAAAGCUUAACAGAAAGUCCCAGUGAAAUCUUGAAGCCUGCACCUUCAAUAUCCAGCAUCAGCCAAAGCAAAGGCAUGAAUGUCAAGGAGAUACUAAAAAGCCUUGUGGCAGCCCCCAUUGAAAUUGCAGAGUGUGGUCCUGAUCCUAUCCCUUACCCAGAUCCUGCGUUGAAGAGGGAAGCUCAGUCAAUUCUUCCCAUGCAGUUUCACUCCUUUGACAGGAGUGUUGUCGUACCUGUAAAGAAACCGCCUCCAGGUAGUCUAGCUGUUACCACAGUUGGAGCUGCUACUGCUGGAGGUGUUCUGCCACCGGGUACUACACCAAACAUAUUUGCUGCUACAGGAGCUACACCAAAAAGUAUGAUUAAUACAACAGGUGCAGUGGAUUCAGGAUCUUCCUCUUCCUCUUCAUCCUCUAGCUUUGUGAAUGGUGCUACCAGUAAAAAUCUUCCGGCUGUACAAACUGUUGCUCCAAUGCCAGAAGAUUCAGCUGAAAACAUGAGCAUUACUGCAAAGCUUGAAAGAGCUUUAGAAAAAGUGGCCCCACUCCUGCGUGAAAUUUUUGUAGACUUCGCCCCUUUCUUGUCCCGUACGCUGUUGGGCAGUCACGGACAAGAACUGCUGAUUGAAGGCCUUGUGUGCAUGAAGUCGAGUACUUCUGUGGUUGAACUUGUUAUGCUGCUUUGUUCGCAGGAAUGGCAGAAUUCUAUUCAGAAGAAUGCAGGACUUGCGUUUAUUGAGCUCAUCAAUGAAGGAAGAUUAUUAUGUCAUGCAAUGAAAGACCACAUAGUGCGUGUUGCGAAUGAGGCGGAGUUUAUUUUGAACCGACAAAGAGCUGAAGAUGUACACAAACACGCCGAAUUUGAGUCACAGUGUGCUCAAUAUGCUGCUGAUAGAAGAGAGGAGGAAAAGAUGUGUGACCACCUUAUAAGUGCUGCUAAACAUCGUGAUCAUGUUACAGCCAAUCAGCUGAAACAGAAGAUACUAAAUAUCCUAACAAACAAACAUGGUGCUUGGGGAGCAGUCUCUCACAGCCAACUACAUGACUUCUGGCGCUUGGAUUAUUGGGAGGAUGAUCUGCGCCGGCGAAGGCGAUUUGUUCGCAAUGCUUUUGGAUCCACUCAUUCUGAUGCCCUCCUCAAAGCUGCUGUGGACUAUGGCACUGAAGAAGAUGUAGUAAAGUCAAAGAAAACUUUCCGAAGUCAGGCUGUGGUAAAUCAGAAUGCAGAAACCGAGCUCAUGCUGGAAGGGGAUGAUGAUGCUGUCAGUCUGCUCCAAGAGAAAGAGAUUGACAACCUUGCAGGCCCGGUGGUUCUCAGCACGCCGGCACAGCUCAUCGCCCCUGUGGUGGUGGCCAAAGGUACCCUCUCCAUCACCACCACGGAAAUCUACUUCGAGGUGGAUGAAGAUGAUCCGGCCUUCAAGAAGAUUGACCCCAAAGUGAGUAGACUGCGUUUCCUCGUGGGCUGGGUGUGUUUACAGUCUGCAUUGUCUGAACGCGAUGUGUAUGUUAAACACUGCCCGGAGAACACAAUCGGAACGCACAUCCUAGGGUACGGAAGGUCCCCUCCUCCACCCAAACGCCUCUUACUCCUGUGGGCUUUUACUGUGUUUUAUUAA
Messenger RNA from Chelonoidis abingdonii (Abingdon island giant tortoise), 6957 nucleotides. The record is from RefSeq and is a predicted model, not a curated record. Lineage: Eukaryota; Metazoa; Chordata; Testudines; Testudinidae.